Gaeumannomyces tritici R3-111a-1 is the source of this 245-nucleotide messenger RNA. RefSeq lists its product as hypothetical. NCBI's taxonomy places the organism in Eukaryota, Fungi, Ascomycota, Sordariomycetes, Magnaporthales, Magnaporthaceae. The coding region runs from base 1 to 189 and encodes 62 amino acids. The record is from RefSeq and is a predicted model, not a curated record. The transcript has 2 exons.
AUGGCCGGGCCAAUGCAGGUACCUCCGUACAGACAGAGCGUGCCGCUCGUGUUCUGCGUCCUCUGCCUGUCCGUGUGCGGCCGUGCCAAUGGGAGAGGAUCUGGCGGGCGGCUCCAAAUCUCCGCUGGCCGUUGCUGGAGACCGUUUACCACACAGAGGCUGCAGUCAAUACCGAGAGCCCCAAGGUGAAAUUGAAAGCGGCAUGGGAGUGGGGACCACAUAAACUCGGCUAUGUGCAGCUUGCC